This is a messenger RNA of Toxorhynchites rutilus septentrionalis, 1521 nucleotides long. RefSeq names its product probable basic-leucine zipper transcription factor I (gene Cpr66D). Bases 205 to 987 code for a protein of 260 amino acids. Lineage: Eukaryota; Metazoa; Arthropoda; Insecta; Diptera; Culicidae. Gene Ontology annotation, cellular component: extracellular matrix. The transcript is spliced from 4 exons. The record is from RefSeq and is a predicted model, not a curated record.
CGGUCCGUUGCGAAUAUAGCUCACUGUGGAUCGUAGUUGUUGAGUGGUGAAGCACGUGUUUGGGUCCCCCGUUCCUAAGGAUAUAUUAUCUGGUGAUAGUGUUUGUUGGUGUACCAGAGCAAAAAAUCAGGAUCCUUCGUUCGGUAGUGAUACAGUGUGCCUAACAGGAUUGACAAGUGUGCAAAUUUGUUGUUGUCAGUCGAGAUGCGUGCGAUAGUGCUUAUUUCGGUCCUGUGCGCAGGAUACGCUGCCGGGUAUCCCCAGCAGGCCAUCGAUCCAGCCUAUCUGAGGCAGUAUUAUCAGCAGAUCGCACAACAGGGAGGUCCCCAGGAACAGGGGCGACCUGAAGCUACACCCAUCUACGAGCAGGGAGCCCAAGAACAACAGCACAUUCCCCAGUAUGCCCAAGGGCAGGCCCAACAAAUUCGUUUGAGGGAUAACGUGCAGGAUCAGAUCCAACGGCAGUACCAGCAGCCACAACCCACUCAUCAGUACCAGCAACAAUAUCAGCCACAAGCUCAAUACGUCCAGGAGCAGCAGUACGCUCAGCCUAAGCCAGCGGUGAAGUUGUCCAAGCCUCGUCCCGCCCAGCAGUACCAGUCGGUUGCCCAGGGAGGCCAGAAGCUCGAAAAUGAAGAGGACUAUGACCCUAGCCCAUCCUACCAGUUCGGUUUCGACGUUAAGGAUGACGAGUUCACCAACUACCAAAACCGCAAGGAACAACGGGAUGGAAACGUGAUCAAGGGAAGCUACUCCGUGGUCGAUUCCGAUGGGUUCAUCCGUACCGUUACCUACACCGCCGAUCCAAAGGAGGGCUUCAAGGCCGAAGUCAGUCGCCAGCCCACUGACAUCGUGGUGAAGAUCCCCAAGCCACAACCUGAGUAUCAGCAGCAGCAUCAACAGCAGCAGCCACAGGUUCAACAGGUUCAACUUCGUACCCAGCAGCCACAGCAGAAGCAGCGACAGGAGUACAUCCAGUACCAGUAGGUGCUGUCAAUCGGCUGACCACAAAAGACUUUGGAGUUUAGUUCCAUUCCCUCCCCACAUUAUCCCAGUCCCCAUUGGGCAUAUCCCAAACAUCCUACCAUCCUCCCCCCCCCCCCCUUUAGUAUCUCGUCAUCUUAGAAGGAGACUAUAAUUUAUGAUAUUAUAAUUAUAACUGUAGUUUUAACUAUGUUAUGCUAGACCAAGCAAUUAAGCGCUAAACACAUAACUUUUUCGGCGUAGCGUUGCGCACUGUGAAAUGUAGUACUUAUAUGAAAGAAGAAAAAUCACAUCACGCGUUCUCGGUACUCUCAGUCGUAAAAUUGAAACAGCUAUUUAUGUUUAUUUACAACUUGUUAUGAAUGCACCGCGCUAUAAUUUAAACGUUGCCCUUGUUUUCGUUUAACACCAAAAAUCAUUUUGUUCGCUCGGUCUCACGCAGCGACGGCAACGCUACUAACUUGUUUGAAAUUUUAGUCACUGUUUGAAAGAAAAAUAAAGAAACGAUAAAGAAAUGUUUUGAUAAAAACAAUAAAA